CUGCAUUGCUUUAAAUCAGGAGUGAUUGUUAAACCAUCAGCAUUAGAAUGUUCAAUCGCGAUAAUUUUAAUCACAUAUUUGAGAUCUUACACCUUCAAGGGUUUAUUGCAAUUAGAAUAGUUUUCCUCCUGGGAAGUAGGGUAUAAAACCUACUGUUUUUAACAUGUUUGGAAUCUGUGUACAUUUUGGAACAACUAUCAGCAAAAGUGAAAUUUCUCCAGUGGACCAUGCAGUGGUAAGGUGCUAGUCUGUGCGGAGGGAAAUCACCUGACAGUGAUGCUGAAAUCAUGGACGAGGCUGAUGCGAAGUUUCAGAAAGUGACUGGGAACUGCGUGGACGACCUGGGGACAGGUUGUGUGUUCCUCUUCUUGCAGUCGGACUAUCCUGAGCUGCUCUCUGUCUAUAAGGACCCGGACAGGAAGUUCAGCCUUUUCAAGGUCAUCAGGCUAACACUGUCAGAUGCCACCGGCGGCCUGGACGGGUACGAGAUCCUGAAGCUGCACGACGCCGACCCCCGGCUGGGGGUGGAGAUCAAGUUUGUGGAGCCGGGGGCGUGCCGGAGGUUCCUGGAGAGCUACGCAAGCGGCGCCCUCCUGCAGCUGUUCACCCAGCACGCCAGCCGCGUGCUGCCCGGGGCGGGCGAGCUGGUCACGCACACCCGGCUCCAGGCCGGCGACAGCCUCCUGGACGACUUCCUGGACGACCAGGACCGCUGCCUGCGCCACAUCAGCCUGAUAAAGCCUAACCGCCUGCCCGACGACGAAGUGUGCCUCCUGGAGCAGCAGCUGCAGAGCCUGGUCUUGUCUGACAGGAGCCCCUCCCACGCCACGCAACCCUCAGCCCUCAAACAGGAAGUUCCCUCCGUGCCUAGUAACUGUUUCCUGUUUCAGGAGCAAGUAUUUGACGACCGGCAGCUGACGGCGGCCGACCACCAGCGCUUCGCCACCAGCGUCGGGCGGGACUGGAAGAAGGUGGGGCGGGCGCUGCAGAAGAGCUGCCGGGCCCUGAAGGGCCCCGCCAUAGACAACCUGGCGUACGAGUACGAGCGCGACGGCCUCUACGAGCAGGCCUACCAGCUGCUCAGCCGCUUCAUCCAGGCCGAGGGCAAGAGGGCCCGCCUGGGCCGGCUGGUGGGCGCCCUGGAGGAGACCAAGCUCAUCGGCGUGGCCGAGAUCAUGCUGGACCUCCCCCCGCGGGAGUGACCCCGCCCCCCCCGCGCGUCAUUCAGCGCCUGCGCGUGUGUGUGUGUGUGUGUGUGUGUGUGUGUGUGUGUGUUUGAGAGGACAAAGUGGGUGUGCGUGCAUGUGUGAGUGAGUUUGAGGGCUGUGUAUGUGUAUAUGUGUGUGUGUGUGUAUGUGCAUAUGUGAGUGAGGUUGAGAGGGCAGUGUAUGCGUGUGUUUGUGUGCGUGUGUGAGUUUGAGAGGGCAAUGUGUGUGUGUGAGUUUGAGAGGGCUGUGUAUGUGUGUGUGUAUGUGCAUAUGUGAGUGAGGUUGAGAGGGCAGUGUAUGCGUGUGUGUGUGUGAGUGAGUUCGAGAGAAAUGUGUGUGCGUGUGUGUAUUUGAGGACAGUAUGUGUGAAUUUGCACAUAUUUCCUCAUACAGAAAAGCAGAACAAUUUUUUUAUUCCCCGACAAGACCAAUUCUCAAGUUUCCUUUAGAGAUUUUUACUCCUCGCUGAGUCAUCACGUGAUAGCUAAGCUGCCUGAUGUCAGGGUACAAAUCAAAGGUGCCAUGGAUACUACAGUUGGAUGGAUCUUUCUAGGGGGUGCAACUCGUUUUCUUUCUCUCCAGUUUUGUACAUUUGUAUUUUCCCUUCUUUUUUUUUUAUUUUGGUCUUCUUCAAAUUUCAGUGCCUUCAUAAUGAUAAUGAACUUUGGAUUGUAGAUUGUGAUCGUUUAUGAUUUUGACCUACCUAUCAGUUUCUAAACCUAUCCAUUUGUCAUGAUUAAGCAUUUUAUAUUUGGGAUUUUUACAAAAUGACAAUAAAGGCUUUAAGUCAAAGAACAUUGUAAAAUAA
Molecule: messenger RNA, 2016 nt
Organism: Anguilla rostrata (American eel)
Lineage: Eukaryota; Metazoa; Chordata; Actinopteri; Anguilliformes; Anguillidae
Gene: tradd
Product: tnfrsf1a-associated via death domain
Exons: 6
Coding region: 288-1202 (304 amino acids)
Biological process (GO): extrinsic apoptotic signaling pathway; positive regulation of canonical NF-kappaB signal transduction
Cellular component (GO): tumor necrosis factor receptor superfamily complex
Molecular function (GO): transmembrane receptor protein tyrosine kinase adaptor activity
Source: RefSeq, a predicted model, not a curated record